Molecule: messenger RNA, 957 nt
Organism: Camelina sativa (false flax)
Lineage: Eukaryota; Viridiplantae; Streptophyta; Magnoliopsida; Brassicales; Brassicaceae
Source: RefSeq, a predicted model, not a curated record
AUGGAUUUAGAGUCAAAUGCUAUUUCUAUCUCUAGGAAUGUGGUAUUUCAAGAAGAUGUUUUCCCUUUUAACACUAGUUCUUUAUUGUCAUCUGCCAUAGAUAUGUUUCCUAAUUCCAUUUUACCUCUUCCUGUUCCAUUGCAUUUUGUUGAAAGCAUGCCUCUUAUUGAUGAAGAUUCAUUAGUUCCUACUCUACCAUCUGCACCAUCAUUAGAGCAUGAUCAUGGUACCAUUCCGGCUGGCACUACAUCUACGUCUGUUACAGAUCCUACUUCUGUAUCUAACGUUAGGCCAAAGAGACAAUCUAGAGCUCCUGGUUAUCUGGCCGAGUAUCAUUGCUCUCUUGUUCCUUCCAUUUCCUCUUUACCACCAACAGAUAUCCAUCUUUCUUCUCCUUCACCACCUUCCCAACCUUCCCCCACCCCACCCCUACCACCUCCUCUUCCCAUAACAUCUCUCCCUCCAUCACUUAAAAAGACUACACCUUAUCCCCUUUCCUCUGUCUGUACUCUUGACCGCUAUACACCUCUGUUCCAAUCCUAUAUCUUUUCUUAUUGUGCUGAAACAGAACCGAAAACAUUCCAUCAGGCCAUGAAAUCAGAGAAGUGGACUAAUGCAGCAAAUGAUGAGCUCUCUGCUCUUGAACUUAAUAAGACCUUUGUUGUUGAGUCUCUACCUGCAGGGAAACAUGCGAUUGGAUGCAAAUGGGUUUUUACUAUUAAGUAUAACUCCGACGGUUUUGUUGAACGGUACAAGGCACGCCUGGUUGCGCAAGGCUUCACACAGCAAGAAGGGAUCGACUAUCUUGAGACGUUUUCCCCUGUUGCGAAACUCACCAGUGUAAAGUUGCUUCUUGGCUUAGCUUCUGCGAAGGGUUGGAGCCUGACUCAAAUGGACGUCUCCAAUGCUUUUCUCCAUGGUGAUUUGGAAGAGGAAAUUUACCUCCACCAGGUGUAG